UCGAGGUGGUACAUCGUUACGUCUUGACCCAACAGCAGUGUGACAGUGCUUCGUUCGACGACUCGUUAUAACCGACCGCGCCUCGCACAGUGACGCAAUGUUUGUUUACACGCUUGCACUUUUCCCGAUCGCCAUCUUCCUGCUGCUGCGGUACGUUUAUUCGUACUGGGAACGGUAUGGACUGCCACAUUUGAAGCCGGAGAUUCCAUACGGCAACCUGCGGACGGUUGUGGAAAAGAAGGAAUCGUUCGGUGUCGCCAUCAACAAUCUGUACCACCGUUCGUCCGACCGUCUGCUAGGGGUGUACCUGUUCUUCCGUCCGGCCAUCCUAGUUCGCGAUCCGCACCUAGCGAAACGUAUCAUGGUCAACGAUUUCCAGCAUUUUCACGAUCGUGGCGUCUACUGUAACGAGAAGGGUGACCCAUUCUCGGCCAAUCUGUUCGCCCUGUCCGGCGAACGAUGGAAGAGCAUGCGUGCGAAGCUGACGCCCACGUUCACGUCCGGGCAACUGCGGAAUAUGCUGCCCACGCUGAUGGACGUCGGUGGUAAGCUGCUCGACCGGAUGAACACGCUGGCGGACAAAAAAUCGGUCGUGGACAUGCGUGACAUCGCGCAACGGUUCGUGCUCGACACGAUCGCUUCCGUGUUCUUUGGCUUCGAAGCGAACUGUAUCCACGACUCGGACGAUCCGUUCAUGAAGACGCUGCUGCAGGUAAACAAACGGCGCGGCUUUGUCGACAACAUCCGCACGUCCGGUGUGUUUAUCUGUCCCGGGUUGCUUAAACUCACCGGACUGACGUCACUGCCUACGGAGUUGAUCAAUUUCGUCAUGGAAAUAAUUACGAAACAGAUCGACCAUCGCGAGAAGAAUCAAAUCAGCCGCAAAGACUUUGUGCAGCUGUUGAUUGAUCUGCGCCGUAACGCAGGUAAUGAUGGGGAGCAAGCCAUAUCUGUCGAACAGUGUGCGGCCAAUGUGUUUCUUUUCUACAUUGCCGGAUCAGAGACGUCCACGGCGGCGAUUUCGUACACGCUCCACGAACUUACUCACAACCCGGAAGUGAUGGCGAAGCUGCAGCAAGAAAUUGACGAAAUGAUGGAGCGGAACAAUGGUGAAAUCACGUACGAAAACAUCAACCAGAUGAAGUAUAUCGACUAUUGUGUGAAGGAAACGCUUCGAAAGUAUCCGGGUCUACCGAUUCUGAACCGCGAGUGUACGAUCGAAUAUGCGGUGCCGGACAGUGACAUUGUCAUUCCCAAAGGAACGCAAAUGGUCAUUCCUUUGCAAAGCAUCGCUAUGAAUGAGAAAUACUUCCCGAAUCCGGAACUAUAUUCUCCGGAGCGGUUCGAUGAUGCCACGAAAAAUUAUGAACCAGAUGCUUACUAUCCGUUCGGUGUUGGACCACGCAACUGUAUUGGUCUUCGGCAAGGUGUACUGGUGACUAAAAUUGGUCUAGUAUUACUGCUCUCCAAGUACAAUUUCCAAGCGACAAUUCCAGCCAAGGUGGAGUUUGCAGCCAUCAAUGUGGGCCUUACUCCGGUGGCUGGUUUACCCAUGCGGAUAGAGCACAGGAAGUAAUCCGCGGGGCUGUGCAUUGUGAUAUAACGUAUGCAUUUAAAAAAAGGACAAAUUUGUAACGAUUUGUCACUCGAAAUUCCUGCCACCAAGUGGAGAACCCAGCAUUGUUUCGUAUUUUGUAGCUAUUCUAUUAUAUGCAACCAAAAUUUGACAACUUUAACAGUUAAUGUGUGAAUGUGUCUCUACGGAAAUAGUAAGGUAACUGUUUUAGAGCGUUUGAUCAAACUGCAUGUGAGCAACACCAAUUGAAAGAAGUUUUGCGUGUAAAAGUUGAAGUAAUCGAUCGUCAACAGUGAAGAAGUACCUGAAAAAGAUUAACUUUGUUCUGUGAAUGUGUUGGCAAGACCAAUAAAAUUCAAUAACUUUUUGACCAUCACAGAUAGGCAGUUCAUAGCCAGUUCAACGUAACAAGAAGCUAAAAGAAGGUUAACAUGUUUGCUUUAGGUGUCUUUAACUAAGUUUCUGAACAGUAGGCUAUGGUCGCCGGACAAGUCUUCACAGCAUUUUUACCUAAUUGCUUCUUAAACAUAGGAUUCAAGCUUUAUUGUAUCCAAUAGUCUUUAUUAAGUUUUAGGCAUGCAAGUUCUAUUACGGACCGUGUUUGGCAUAUUAGUUAAGAAUCUUUAAAUUAACUGAAAUAAAAAUAUUUGGAUGAAGCAUAGAAGGGAGUAAAACGGAGAAAUAAAUGUAAAACAGUCGAAAGUUUAACCGCAGUUAUUAAUAGGAUAAGCAAAUUGUUUAAUUAAGGUCACCCAACCGGGCUUAUGAAUCCCAUCCGGGACGAGUCCAGCUACUAGUAAAUAAAAUCAAAGAAAAUCAGAAAUGACAGUCCUACA
Anopheles moucheti is the source of this 2412-nucleotide messenger RNA. RefSeq names its product probable cytochrome P450 6d4. The transcript is spliced from 2 exons. The coding region runs from base 98 to 1576 and encodes 492 amino acids. NCBI's taxonomy places the organism in Eukaryota, Metazoa, Arthropoda, Insecta, Diptera, Culicidae. Gene Ontology annotation, molecular function: heme binding; monooxygenase activity; oxidoreductase activity, acting on paired donors, with incorporation or reduction of molecular oxygen. The record is from RefSeq and is a predicted model, not a curated record.